AAGUGUAAUUUCUUCUUGUUUUUAAGUGCAUAUUUUCCAGCUCAAUGUAAUAGAAAAGGUUUUUUUUUUUUUUUUUUUUGAAUAAAGAAAAGGCUUACUAUUGAUAUCGGGUUUUGAUUGAGAGGGGGAAUAGAGAGGCAGAGUAGUCGAGGGAAAUAGUUGGAGAGAUUGUGAGUUGAUUGAGAAGCAAAGAAGAAUAUGGCGGAAGAUUCAUCAUCCAAAUCGCCCUUCACGAAGUACUGGUCAGGUUACAAAGAGUUUUGGAGCGAGAGGUUUUCGUUUUUGGAUCACUUCACCAACUUCGUCAACCGUGAAAAACCCCUUCCCCGUUGGACUCCUUCCGAUGUUGAAGAAUUUAUUGCUUCCGACCCUGUUCAUGGCCCCACUCUGAAGACUACAAGAGAAGCAAUGAAUUAUGGCAUCACAGGAAGUGUAAUUGGAGCAGUAUCAACUGCUGGGGUUGCCUGGAAGUAUUCAAGGAGUUUGCAUGGUGCUGGACUAUCUCUUCUAGCCGGGGGUGUUUUUGGUUGGACUUUCGGACAAGAAGCUGCAAACCAUGCCCUGCAGCUCUACAAGCUGGACACCAUGGUUGCUCAAACCAAGUUCUUGGAGUGGUGGGAAAACAAAACUCAAGGACGAUUCUGAACGAUGAAAUAACUAACGUCCUUCUGCAGCAAUAAAGUUCCAAAUUCUCCUUUGCUUUAUGUAGACUGUUCUAAUGAACUGGAGAAUUUUUCUCUUUUCAGAAAUAAAAUUGCAACUUUUUCUUGUGGGUUGGCUUC
Messenger RNA from Cannabis sativa, 782 nucleotides. RefSeq names its product succinate dehydrogenase subunit 6, mitochondrial. The transcript is spliced from 3 exons. Lineage: Eukaryota; Viridiplantae; Streptophyta; Magnoliopsida; Rosales; Cannabaceae. The record is from RefSeq and is a predicted model, not a curated record. The coding region runs from base 199 to 645 and encodes 148 amino acids.